Cyclopterus lumpus (lumpfish) is the source of this 885-nucleotide messenger RNA. RefSeq names its product oligodendrocyte transcription factor 3 (gene olig3). Bases 1 to 885 code for a protein of 294 amino acids. Gene Ontology annotation, molecular function: protein dimerization activity. The record is from RefSeq and is a predicted model, not a curated record. NCBI's taxonomy places the organism in Eukaryota, Metazoa, Chordata, Actinopteri, Perciformes, Cyclopteridae. The transcript has a single exon.
AUGAAUUCAGACUCCAGCCAAAGCAGCAGAGCCUCUUCCCCGGACAUGGACGUCAUGUCUCUCCGAGAGCACCACCCACACCACCAUCACCACCUCGUAGGCUCCUCCGUGUCCUCAUCUACGCAGAGCGCAGAGCUGCGCCAGAAGCUGAGCGCCAGUGAUCUCCUGAGGUCUGGAGACCCCAAGUCAGUCGAGAGCAGCAGCAGUAGCAGCAGCAGCAGCAGCAGUAGCAACAACUUCAAACUGAAGAAGCAAGUCACCGAGGAGGAAAUGUACCAUCUCCGUCUCAAGAUCAACGGCCGGGAGCGCAAGCGCAUGCACGACCUCAACCUGGCCAUGGACGGUUUGCGCGAGGUGAUGCCCUACGCGCACGGGCCCUCGGUGCGCAAGUUGUCCAAGAUCGCCACGCUGCUUCUCGCCAGGAACUACAUCCUGAUGCUCAACAGCUCCUUGGACGAGAUGAAGCGGCUGGUGGGGGACAUUUACGGAGGGCACAACUCAGCUUUCCACUGCGGCACCGUGGGGCACGCCGCCGGGCCCGGUGGACACCCCGGAGGCCCCGUGGCUGCAGCCGCUGCCGCAGCCGCAGCCGCAGCCGCCGCUCACCAGGUGCACCAGGUGCACCCUCUCCUCGGGAGCGCGCUGACCACCUCCACGUCCUCCACGCUGACGAGCUCGCUACCGGGGCUCACGUCCAUCCGAGCCCCCCACGCACUGAUGAAGAGCUCCCCGUCUGUGCCCCUGCAGCUGGGCCCCGGCUUCCAGCAUUGGGCCGGACUGCCGUGUCCCUGCACCAUCUGCCAGGUGCCCCCUGCACCACACAUCCCCAUCACCACUGCCGGCCUCACGAGACUCACAAUGGAGGGCAAGGACCUGAUGAAAUGA